GUCUGGCGAAGCCGUGUAUUUUGUCCCUCGUCAGAAGCCGUACGACGUCUUCACGCUGCGACCAGAACUCACAUGUUCACAACAGAGCAGCGAUUCUGAUCAGCCUUUCUCCUUCAUCCCUGUCUUCCUCGGUCAGCCAUGAGUGACAGCGACGAUGACGUCCCGGCGCUGUCCGCUCACACACUGGCCGCCCUGCAGGAGUUCUACAACGAGACCAGCAGCAGCAGCACACCAUCAGACCAGUUCGCUGUGGGAGCAGUGGGGGAGGACUGGAGCAUGAGUCAGUUCUGGUACAGUGACGAGACAGCUGCCCAGUUAGCAGAGGAGGCUGUACGAGAAGCUGGAGAGGGAGGCAGGAUAGCGUGUGUGAGUGCACCCAGUGUGUACCAGAAGCUGAAGCAGGGCACGGUGUCCGGCUCUGAUCGAGUGUCUGCCGUCGUGUUGGAGUACGACCGCCGCUUCUCCACGUACGGCGAAGACUUCCUCUUCUACGACUACAACGAGCCGCUGUCCCUCUCCAACACGCCUCCUCAGAGCUUCGACUUCGUCCUCGCCGACCCGCCGUACCUCUCCGAGGAGUGUCUGAGCAAAGUUUCCCAAACUGUGAAGUACCUGAGCAAAGGAAAAGUGCUGCUGUGUACAGGAGCCAUCAUGGAGAAAGUGGCCAAAGAGCUCCUGGAUGUGAAAAUGUGCAGCUUCCUGCCAAAACACAACAAGAACUUAUCCAACGAGUUUCGCUGUUUCGUCAACUAUCCGUCUCGGCUGCUGUCCUCAACCUCUGACUGAUCCAGAGAGAGAGAGAGAGACUAAAGGAGGAUCACAACCUGGACUUGUGAAUAAAGGACUCAAAGAUGAACAACUACUUCAUCAUCUGCUGGCUUUUGAUAAAAAACAGUUAUUCAAACCAUGGGAAUAAUAAUUUUGGUUCGUAGUUUCUGUUAGUAUUCAAGCAAAUAUUCAAUGGGUUCAGUUUCUCAAAUGUUUUUAAUAUCAAUUUAAAUUAAAUAUAUUUGGACCUUGGAUCUUUGACUGUAUGAUGAUGGACAUAUUACAAUGUUUUACUAACUUCUUCUGUUGCUGUAAAAGGUGCUGUCAAGUCUUUAUUAAAGUGUGUUUAUACAUCAGUAGGUGGCAGCAUUGAUCAGGUUAUAGCUGAUAAUGACACAUUUCAUUCCACCAUUCAACAUUUGUUUCUUUGACUUUUGAAGGUUUGGCUCCACCCAAAUUACAAACAAGUGUUCUCAUGUAUUGUAUUUUAUCUUACAUGCACACAGUUUACUUAUUCCUGCAUUUUUCUUGGACCAUUUUUUUCAAUUUUUCUGAUUUUAUUGCACAAUUUU
Molecule: messenger RNA, 1340 nt
Organism: Eleginops maclovinus (Patagonian blennie)
Lineage: Eukaryota; Metazoa; Chordata; Actinopteri; Perciformes; Eleginopidae
Gene: eef1akmt1
Product: EEF1A lysine methyltransferase 1
Exons: 5
Coding region: 139-786 (215 amino acids)
Biological process (GO): methylation
Molecular function (GO): protein-lysine N-methyltransferase activity; nucleic acid binding
Source: RefSeq, a predicted model, not a curated record